UGAAGUUAGGUAAUCUAAUACAAGCAACCCUCAAUGUAUAAAUCAAGAUAGAGAUGUGUGUCUAGUCUCUAUAUUCUUAAUUGUGAUCUCUCUCUCUAUCUAUUUAUCUUUCUUUUUAAUUAUAAUUAAUAUUAUGAAUCAGAAAAAGUUGAUUGUGGUUUAUGGUAUAAUAAUUGUUAUGUUUGGGGGUGCAGCCAUAACAUGUAGAGCAGCUACGUACACGGUGGGAGAUAGUUCUGGGUGGGAUAUAAGUACCAAUCUCGACUCAUGGACAAAGGACAAGACAUUCAACGUUGGCGAUGUUCUUGUGUUCCAGUACUCAUCAACCCACAGUGUAAGUGAAGUGACAAAAGAAAAUUAUGAGAGUUGCAAUACGACAAACGUUUUGAAAGCAUACUCAGCAGGAAACACAACAAUCACAUUGAAUAAACCUGGAGACAUGUUCUUUGUGUGUGGUAACAAGUUACACUGUCUUGGAGGAAUGAAGAUUCAACUUAACGUUCAUGAGAAUAAUCAAGCUUAUGCACCAACCUCAGCUUACUCACCCCAGGCCACCCCUACUACUACAGACCCAUCUGAUUAUCCCAACCCUUCUUCCAAGGCCAAUAAUAAUAAUAAGAAUAACCUUCCUACUUCAUCAGCUUAUUCUGCCUUUUCACAUCUUAUGCUAGCUUCUUUUCUAGCACUUCUUGUUUCUAUACUAUGAAAAAUUAAUUAUACGA
Cannabis sativa is the source of this 722-nucleotide messenger RNA. Its product is annotated as stellacyanin. Lineage: Eukaryota; Viridiplantae; Streptophyta; Magnoliopsida; Rosales; Cannabaceae. Gene Ontology annotation, cellular component: plasma membrane. Gene Ontology annotation, molecular function: electron transfer activity. The transcript is spliced from 2 exons. The coding region runs from base 134 to 706 and encodes 190 amino acids. The record is from RefSeq and is a predicted model, not a curated record.